CCAUCUGUACUGCGUUAUUCCUAACUAUCUGAAUGAAACCUUUCCAGAUCUGAAGGAAAUUGCCAGCAGCCUGCAGAGUACAUAAAAGGCUCUCUGAACUGCACUCUAGUGAUCUAUACAAUCUUUUGGACCUAGCACAACCAUAUGGACACACGAUAUGCCGGUGAUCCAAAUGCACGAUGACUGAACUAUCUUCUAGAUGAACUUAGGACCCUAAGUAAUAUAGAUAUUCAUUUUAAGGCUGUUAUGGAUGCUAAUGUUUAAGAUGUAUCCUGCAGUUGGUAUGAACACAUCUGGCUCUCCUCUGGAUCUACUUAACGAGAUAACAGUUGAUGGAAAUGUUACUGCUGAGAAUAAUCAAACUGCCAACCAGACUCUUCCAGCCCUGAAUUUCACUAGAGCUAUUGUGUUGGGGUUCACCCUGGGCGCCUUCAUUGUUAUGGCCAUAGUUGGAAACAUCAUGGUUAUCUUAUCUGUGGUCACAAAUAGACAUUUAAGGAUUCCCACCAACUAUCUGAUUGUAAACCUGGCAAUAGCUGACUUGUUACUAAGUAGUACAGUCUUACCUUUCUCUGCCACUUUAGAAAUUGUUGCUUACUGGGUAUUUGGUAGGAUAUUUUGUGAUAUCUGGGCAGCCAUGGAUGUGCUCUGCUGUACAGCAUCAAUUUUCAGUCUAUGUGCAAUAUCGAUAGACAGAUAUAUUGGGGUGCGCUAUUCUCUUCAAUACCCCACCAUAGUAACCAGGAAGAGGGCAAUUCUUGCACUGCUUGGUGUUUGGGUUUUAUCCACGGUCAUAUCCGUUGGUCCUUUAUUAGGAUGGAAGCAACCAGCACCCCCUGAUGAACUGGACUGUGAAAUCACCACAGAGCCAUUCUAUGCUUUGUUCUCCUCCCUUGGCUCCUUCUACAUCCCGCUGAUUGUUAUCUUGGUGAUGUACUGCAGAGUCUACAUCGUGGCCAAAAAGAUAACCAAGAACUUGGAAGCAGGUGUCAUGAAAGAAAAGAUGGAUUCCAAAGAGCUGACCCUGAGAAUUCAUUGCAGGAACAUACAGGAAGACUCUUCCAAGAGCCAGCAACCUCGCAGCUCCUUAGCGCUUAAACUGAUGAAGUUCUCCAGAGAGAAAAAGGCAGCCAAAACCCUGGGCAUUGUGGUGGGCAUGUUUAUCCUAUGCUGGCUCCCCUUCUUCACCAAUCUGCCGAUCAUUGCCAUCUUCCAACAAUUGAAGCCAUCAGAAACAGUGCAAAAAAUUAUUUUUUGGCUUGGAUACUUCAACAGCUGUAUCAAUCCGAUCAUAUACCCUUGUUCCAGCAAGGAGUUUAAGCGUGCCUUCAUACGAAUCCUCAAAUGUCAGUGGAGCAGCAGAAAGAAACAUGGUUUCCGAAGAUCACAGACCCGCCCUCGGAGUUGCAGCACUUUUGACAAUUCUAGAAAAGAUUCAUUGGAUGAAUACGGUCAGUUUAUAAAUGGCAGUCAGAAAACAAUGUUAUCCAGGGCCCCGAGUCCUAGCUACCUUAAUAAGGUGACUCAACCACUGGAAAAAAGAACUCACAGUUGGAAACGCUCACAUUCUCCCAAGGAGUUGGACAGCAAAGAGUCUCAUGAUUUAAAAGACCAAGAAAAUUCCUGUAGUGUCUUCACAUUCAAAGCCGCUUCAGACUAUAAUGGACAUAACACUGACAAAAGCGGUUUCAGUACAACCUCAGAUAUGUUUCCUAUUCAUACAGAUACUGACUGAAAAGAGGAACCACUGAUUGACAAAUGGUUUAACUAGUUAACUGUUAACUCAGGUGAUAGAUGGUAUUUAUAACUUUGUAGGUAGCUUUUUUCACAGUGUAACUUAUAUAGACAUGAAGACAGGAAAAGAACGUUUGAGUAAAAGUAUAAAGGUCCAGUGGCUUAACAAGUAGAAAGCCAAAAAAAAUGGACACCUUAGAUUUGCAGAAAUAUAUUACUGUAUCCUUCUAAAGCACAAGGUGUGAAAUAUGGUAUAAUAAACCUCAGGUAAACAGAGACAAAUAAUCUAGCAGCAAAACCUAUAAAGAUUUAAUAAAACAUAAAAAGUAAAAAUACAGACAAUAGCAUUUUUAUGGUGCUAGGACAUUGUCUUCCUGGGGUGCAUAUAGUGCUAGAUUAUAUUCAAGUUUAACAUUAACAACAGCUAGUAGCAACAAAACAGUUAAUAUAAUUAAAUAGAGAUGUUUGUUGUAACUACCAAUUGUUAAAGAGACAUUAUAUCCAUAAGCUAAAUAGCUUGAAAGUGGGGCAGCAUAACUGUAAAAAGCUGACAAGAAAAUAUCACCUGAACAGACUCUAAGUAAAAAGGAAGAUAUUUUACUUUACAAUUUCUUCAGCUCACAAUAGUAAGUGUUCUGUUGACAGUUAUUCUUCAGUUAAUGCCAGCUGCAUUUAAAAAAAAAAAAAAAAAAAAAAAACAACAGCCAAUCAUCUUCAUCAGUGCUAAUGCCACACUUUGCGUUACUGUAAUCUCAUGAUAUUUCACUGAAAUCUGAUGAUAUUUAAUAGUAAACUUCCUUAAACUGAGUAGGGAAAUAACAUGACUGUGUCUGCACAUACCAGAUGCACGCUCUCUUGCAAGUUCUGGGACUAGCAUCCUGAUUGGCUGCUUAAACUUUACAAUGGGAUGAUCAUCUGAGGAAAUGUUGUGGUAAAAUAUUUUACUUUUUUACAGAGAGAUGUUUAAAUUAUAUUUUCUAGUCAGCUUUUUACAGUAAUGCUGCAUCACUUUUAAGUGCUUCAACAUUUGGGUAUAAUGUCCCUUCAAGUUUACAAAUGCAAUACAGUGUAGUCUAGAGUGUGUUUUUACUCAGCAAUUGAACAGUUAAAUAUAUUACACAUGGACAAUUUCAUAUACAUGUGAGUUUAUUACAUUUGUUAUAAAAAACAAUGUGCAAUGGUUUUUAUGUUAUUUUUUAAUUUUAUUAUUUUAAACCUUGCUGUAUUGUGGAGUCAAAGCUCCAAGGUUUAAAACUGCCUAAAUAUUUAAACAUAUGAAAAUGUUGUCACAAUGCAUCUUGCUUGUGGUUUCUUGCAUGAUGAUGAUCUAAACAUUAAUGGGGGGCUACCAUAUUGCCUUUUUUAAAUAAAGCUUAUAACAGAA
Bombina bombina (fire-bellied toad) is the source of this 3118-nucleotide messenger RNA. RefSeq names its product alpha-1A adrenergic receptor. The coding region runs from base 251 to 1735 and encodes 494 amino acids. Gene Ontology annotation, molecular function: alpha1-adrenergic receptor activity. NCBI's taxonomy places the organism in Eukaryota, Metazoa, Chordata, Amphibia, Anura, Bombinatoridae. Gene Ontology annotation, cellular component: membrane. The transcript has 2 exons. The record is from RefSeq and is a predicted model, not a curated record. Gene Ontology annotation, biological process: adenylate cyclase-activating adrenergic receptor signaling pathway; regulation of vasoconstriction; regulation of cardiac muscle contraction.